CGGUUUGCCCUUACUUUAAACGUUCAAUCAUUAUUUGGCCUGGCACCAUUCCGAUUUAAUAGAAAAACAAAUGAAUUCGAACCAAGUUUAUCAAAUUUAGUUCAAUCGAUUCUCGCUUACUUGCUAAUAUCCAUCGGUGCAACAGUUUUAACUGUAAAGUAUCGGUACGGUGACGGCGAAACGAGUCUGGAAAACACUGCCAAUGUGUCCUUGUUUGGCCAAGACAUUGUUCUGCUCAUUGCAUACAAUGGAGCGAUGAUAAAAUGGUUACUCCUACGAAAUGAUCACAUCCAAUUUUUGAACAAAAUCAAUGAAAUGGGCGAAAAACUGAGAGUCAAAUUAAAAGUGGACGGAGUAACACCGCCGGCUACGUAUUACAAAUGGGGUUGUUUCGCUCAAAUUGGGAUAAUCGUUUUCUGCAUGUUCUUAAUAGCAAACGACAUAUUCAAAGAACUACACUUCGAGCGUUUCACAUGGUUAAACUGCAUUCAGAGCAUUUUAUUCGGAAGCGCUAUCACCGUUCAAAUAUUGAUCAUUUUUUACAUUGGCUUCUUAGCGGCAGCGUUAGGCCAAUACUUCGAUGUGGUCUUAAAUAGGCUUUCGCAUGUCAGAGACAUACAGUUCACGCUACAGAAACGUGUGCUGAACAGGGUCCUGUUACUUGGUAUCAAUCUGUUCGACGAAUUACUUUGCUUAAAAGAAGAUUUUAAGAAAUUAUUCGACCAUCUGUUGUUGUUGAUGUUUUCGUUUGCAUUUGUUAACCUAACGAUCUCAGUCUAUUUCGUAUUGUCGUACUCGGGGAACAACAUUUUUUCGAUAGCGUCUGCAUACCUUUUUUCAGUGUUCAUAUUGCCGCAUGCAUUGCUGUUUGUGUUCCUCAUACAUUUUAUCCACAAAUUAGGGGAUGUGGUUACCCGAAUGAGUGCUACAGUAAACGAGCUUUGCGAUUUUACGACAAUCGAAAUCAAACCGUUUCUAAACUCGUAUCUCUUAAACAUCAACUACAUGGAACAGACGAAAUAUAUUACGGUGGCAGAUAUCUUUACGAUUGACUACUCCUUACUGUAUAAGAUGUUUGCUGCAAUAGUUACCUACAUGGUUCUUUUACUCCAGUUCAGACAGCUGGAACAAAUAAAUGAUGUCAAAGAUACCACUAAUGUACGAGCUACGUGGAUAAAGUAAUAAGAACAUGUACCAAUAAUUGAUCAUAAUUGAUCAAUAACGCCUCGACAGUCUAAAUCUAAUGUCGCUGUUUUCACGUUUGUUUGUCAAUAUCUACUUAAAUACAGCAAUUAUUGACAUUUUUUGUCUCUAAAUUAUCCGAUGCUUAUAUUGCGAUCAUUAGAAUUGUUAAACUGUAUUUAAGACGUAAAGCCUAAUAAGCUUGUCAACAAAUAAAUUGCGCUAAACAC
Messenger RNA from Bradysia coprophila, 1412 nucleotides. RefSeq lists its product as uncharacterized. The record is from RefSeq and is a predicted model, not a curated record. NCBI's taxonomy places the organism in Eukaryota, Metazoa, Arthropoda, Insecta, Diptera, Sciaridae.